AUUUCCCUCAGCCGAGCCUCUUGUAUUUAGUUUCCAAAGGUUGAAAAUAAGACAGGCUUUUUAGGGAAGGAGAUGUGUUCGUGAAUCGGGGGUUUUUAAGAUUAUUUUCCAGAGCAUUUGCGCUCAAUCUUUUAAUAUGUUAAUCAAAUGGACUACCUCUCCGCAGGUGAAAUGUGGUAUUUAAAACUCAGGUAGUCUGUCUACCUGCAUCAUCUAGACGCCAUUUUUUGCCAUUGUUGUUUAUAUUAUUGAAUGAAAAUACGCUGCACAUAUGUGAUUUUUAAUCAAUAAAGGUGGAUUAAAAAGAACUGCACACACCCAAUCGCCAGGUAUCUAUCAAGAAGCAGAUGUGACAGUUGAACCCUUGCCUCGCCUUUGGGAUUAUACCUCCUAUUUAGUGAUGGAGCCACACGGAGAAUUCGUACUUCAGUAUCUUGGAAGUGAAGUUCUCGCCAAAGCUACAUCGUCCGGUCUAGGAACCAUUCAGAAACCUUUACGUGAUCGUUAUUUUGAGUUUAAAAAGCAUUCAGGAAAGAAGCACAAGUCCAAAGACCUGCGUGAAGUAGCGCUCCAUGUUAAUGAUAGGGGCGUAGCCGUUAUUGUAGCGGGGACUCCCCCAGGGAGUGAACUGUAUUACGACAUGCAGUCAAUCUCGUUCUACGAAGCUGUGCGAUUCACGACCGUGAAAACUCACGAUAAAAAGUAUCAGGGUGGCUUUGUCCCUAUAGAUAUCAAUCGUGCUCCUAAUACAGGUUCGGAAAAGCUGUUUACACCAUUAGACAAAAAACACAGCAAUUUAGCUAAGGUGGAGCACCCUCCUCUUUUGGCGCUUGUUAUGAGAAAAAAUACUGGUGUGCGAGCUCUGGAGUGCCAUGGGUUUGUGUGUGAUAACGAAAAUCAAGCACUGGAUAUUGUCUCGUUGAUAGCAAUGUUACAAUCUCCGAGAAUGGAUUCGGGGCGCCACGAGUUCAUGAGACCCCCCUCUGAUCCAAACUUUGAAAGAGAACCUCCAUCACGGCGUCCUGAUCUUCUACAACCAGCAGAAGACCAGCGGCUAUUGCAUUUAACAGACGAGCACCUUCGUGGCCCUCGACCCGGAGAGUGGAGGGACUACAGAUCGGAAUUAGAGGGACCGGACAGAUACCCGAGAGAUCCUUACGGUCCACCGGGACCACGGGAGGAAUAUUCGCAAAACUUAUCGUCAUCUGGAAGAUUUGACAGCAGGUUUCCUCCUCAAAGUUACGAGGAAAAUAUACGAUACAGACACGAGAGAGAACAUUCCAGUGAAUAUCAACGACAACCUCCAGGCGAAUUUCACCAUGUACGACAGUCUUCUAACGAAAUACGGCAUGACCGCCCGCCAUCAGACUAUCGCUAUGAAAGACAACCUUCCAUGGAGUACAGACAUGAGCGCCAACCAUCUAGUGAACUCCAACAUGAACGAAAAGUUUCUUCAGAAUUCAGACAUGAACGGAAUCCGUCAUCUGAAUUUAGACACGAACGACAACUGUCGUCAGAAUAUCGCCAUGAACGUCAAGGAUCUGGAGACUUUCCAAGAGGAGAAAGGUAUUCCAGGGAUAGCUACGACUCGGGAGAAAGACGCGGGCGUCUAGAAACGAGAAAUGAUGAUUACAAGAUUCCACGAGUCAUGUCACCCGGGCGCGUGCCCCCGGCUACAGCACCAAAGCCAUCACGUGCACUGUCGCCUGGUCCCAGAUCACCAAUGGAGGAUCGUUAUUUAGGAAACGAGCCGCCAAUCAAACGAGGUCUUCCUCGUACCCCGACAACUGUCGAUGAACCACAUUUUCCUUCACCAACACGUGACCGCCCUCCUUCGUUCAAAGGACCGGAAUACUCUGCAUCUAGUUUGGAGAGUAGACAGGAAAUGGAAAAUCAAAAAUCCAAACCUGUUGCUCGAGUACCUCCUCAUCUGGUCGCCGGGGUCAAAGUGCUUCCAACAGGAUUCAUGGCAGCUUUACAAAAGAAACAAGAGGAAAACAAGUCUCCACGGAGUCCCAAACAAGAGCGUUACGCUGAGGAGGACCCGUAUGAUAAUGCAAUGAGUAGAAAAGAGUUUUAUGAGCGAGAAUCAAAAUAUGAUAGAGACUACAACCCCAAUGCUCCCCCUGACCUUGUUCCCAGGGGUGACUACGACGACUAUGAUCAUGUGAUACGCAGAGACCAGGGUAGCUACUACCAACCAGGGCCCGGGAAUUACAGGCAUAGCGCCCCUCCGGAGGGUCUGGACAAACCUCAAAAACCCUGGUCUUACGACGAGCAAUUCCAAAAAUACGCACAAGAUAAAAAUCAAAAUAGAUCAAGUGAACCACAUGGUGGGGAAUACAGACAAGGAGAGAUGGCGGACAUGUUCUCCAAAAUGAACGUGCAAAACCCAAAUAAGCGACCCGAGGUGCUGGACACCGCCGGGACAAAUUUUGAGCAAUCGCUCGGAUAUUUUCCAUAGUGCUUAAAAAAUUAACAUAUCAAUUAUUGUAUUGAAUGUAUAGCGACUUUUAAAAUAUUAUCAGUGUAAAAAAAUGGAUGUAAAUUUCCAAAGUGCAUUUUCCGUAUAGCCAAAAAUUCACAGUUAAUCUGUAUUAAUUACCUUUUUUAUAAAC
Molecule: messenger RNA, 2618 nt
Organism: Saccostrea cuccullata (small rock oyster)
Lineage: Eukaryota; Metazoa; Mollusca; Bivalvia; Ostreida; Ostreidae
Exons: 2
Coding region: 401-2464 (687 amino acids)
Source: RefSeq, a predicted model, not a curated record